Messenger RNA from Salarias fasciatus (jewelled blenny), 3209 nucleotides. RefSeq names its product kinesin family member 3A (gene kif3a). Gene Ontology annotation, molecular function: microtubule binding; ATP binding; microtubule motor activity. Bases 166 to 2271 code for a protein of 701 amino acids. Gene Ontology annotation, biological process: microtubule-based movement. The transcript has 17 exons. NCBI's taxonomy places the organism in Eukaryota, Metazoa, Chordata, Actinopteri, Blenniiformes, Blenniidae. The record is from RefSeq and is a predicted model, not a curated record.
AGCAGCAGAGACCUGGCAACCAGCUCUCCGCUGUGAGCCUUUGAUGAAGGGCUCAUAGCGCUGCUAAUUUCAUUCUUUGGAUGACUUGUAGUCAAAUGAUAAAAGCCCCAACAACGCUACACUGUUAUCUCACACCUUCUGCGACCGCCUCUCAGCGCUGUCACCAUGCCGAGUAAUAAGCCUGAUAAGCCAGAGGUGAGCGAUAACGUAAAGGUUGUGGUGAGAUGUCGUCCUCUCAACCAGAAAGAGAAGACGAUGGGCCACAAACAGGCCGUAGUCGUGGAUGAGAUCCGUGGGACCAUAACCGUCAACAAGCUGGAGACGCCCCAGGAGCCUCCCAAGACCUUCACCUUUGACACGGUGUUUGGACCAGACAGCAAGCAGCUGGAUGUGUACAAUCUGACAGCCCGGCCCAUCAUUGACUCAGUGUUAGAGGGAUACAAUGGGACAAUUUUUGCAUAUGGGCAAACUGGCACAGGGAAAACAUUCACCAUGGAAGGUGUGAGAGCCGUACCAGAACUCAGAGGGAUUAUCCCAAAUUCCUUUGCUCAUAUCUUUGGUCACAUAGCCAAGGCAGAGGGUGACACCAGAUUCCUGGUGCGAGUUUCCUACCUGGAGAUUUACAAUGAGGAAGUGCGAGACUUACUGGGCAAGGACCAAAUGCAGAGGCUGGAGGUAAAGGAAAGACCAGAUGUGGGUGUGUACAUCAAAGACCUGUCUGGUUACGUUGUGAACAAUGCUGACGACAUGGACCGGAUUAUGACGCUGGGCCACAAAAACCGGUCCGUUGGUGCCACAAACAUGAACGAACACAGCUCCCGCUCUCAUGCUAUCUUCACCAUCACCAUCGAGUGCAGUGAGAAGGGCGUUGAUGGAAACCAGCACGUGCGCAUGGGAAAACUGCAUCUGGUUGACCUGGCAGGCUCUGAGCGGCAGGGGAAGACCGGAGCCACCGGUCAGCGCUUGAAGGAAGCCACAAAGAUCAACCUGUCUCUUUCCACUCUGGGUAAUGUGAUCUCGGCCCUUGUGGACGGCAAGAGCACACACGUUCCCUACAGGAACUCCAAACUGACCCGCCUGCUGCAGGACUCGCUGGGAGGAAACUCCAAGACCAUGAUGUGUGCAAACAUAGGCCCUGCAGAUUACAACUACGAUGAGACCAUCAGUACUCUGCGUUAUGCCAAUCGGGCUAAAAACAUCAAGAACAAAGCCAGGAUCAAUGAAGAUCCAAAAGAUGCUCUGCUGCGCCAGUUCCAGAAAGAGAUUGAAGAGCUGAAGAAAAAACUGGAAGAAGGUGAAGAGAUAUCAGGCUCUGAGGGCAGUGGAUCAGAGGAGAUGGAGGAAGGCGACGAUGAAGGAGGCGAGCCAGGAGAAGUCCGGAGGAGACGAAGAGGAAGGAAGAAGGUGUCUCCAGACAAGAUGGUGGAGAUGCAGGCGAAGAUUGAAGAAGAAAGGAAGGCUUUGGAGGCCAAGCUGGACAUGGAGGAGGAGGAAAGAAACAAGGCAAGAGCAGAGCUGGAGAAGCGGGAGAAAGACCUUCUUAAAGCCCAACAGGAGCAUCACCUCUUGCUGGAGAAAUUGUCAGCCUUGGAGAAGAAGGUGAUUGUGGGCGGCGUGGAUCUCCUGGCCAAAGCCGAGGAGCAAGAGAAGCUCCUGGAGGAGUCCAAUAACGAGCUGGAGGAGCGCCGCAGGAGAGCAGAGCAGCUGCGCAAGGAGCUGGAAGAGAAGGAGCAAGAACGUCUGGACAUAGAAGAGAAAUACACCAGUCUGCAAGAAGAGGCUCAAGGAAAAACCAAGAAGCUGAAGAAAGUCUGGACGAUGCUGAUGGCCGCUAAAUCAGAGAUGGCAGAUUUACAGCAAGAGCAUCACAGAGAGAUUGAGGGCCUCCUGGAGAACAUCCGGCAGCUGAGCCGAGAGCUCCGGCUCCAGAUGCUCAUCAUCGACAACUUCAUUCCCCAGGAAUACCAGGAGAUGAUCGAGAACUACGUGCACUGGAACGAAGACAUUGGAGAGUGGCAGCUGAAAUGCGUGGCUUACACCGGCAACAACAUGAGGAAGCAAACGCCCGCUCCAGACAAAAAAGAAAAAGAUCCGUUUGAGGUGGAUCUGUCCCAUGUGUACCUCGCCUACACAGAAGAGAGCAUGCGGCAGUCACUGAUGAAACUCGAGAGGCCCCGAACCUCUAAAAGUAGCAAGAGCGGCCGUCCAAAAACUGGACGAAGGAAAAGGUCUGCGAAGCCCGACGCCGUGAUCGAGUCUCUGCUGCAGUGAUGAUGACAGCACUUCGCUUCGCUGCUGCACUCGUGUUACUGAAAAGAAUCUGUUAGUCCACUUAAUCGAUGAACGUUUAUUUAAAAGCUGAUCUGCAUACACUGUAUAGCCACUAAGAUCUAAAUGUGAAGGAGCUUCUCCUGUGAUAGGAUUAACACAUAAAUGAGAACUGACUGAGUUUGUCUAAUGUUCUGAUGUUUUAGCAUACGUUUCAUUGGAAUUGAAUUGAUUUGCAAAGCCACAAAAUGAAUCUCAAACAAAUGUCUCGAGCAGCACUGCAACAUUUUGACGGCUGAUCCAAAAGAAGCAACAGGCUGAGUCAUGAUGUUGACAAUCAUGGUCAUCACGAUCAAGCUGCAAAAUACUCACAUCUGCUACAGUUUGCUGACUCUCUGAAAUGCAUAAGUGCACAGAUUUAAGUCUUGACUGCUGUUUUUCCUGAUUUCCUGCAAUGUAACAGGCUGAGUCCGAUAAAGUGAUCCAUCCCGAUGUGGACACAUCAUGAUUAAAGUCGAAUUAAGAGUGCAUUUUUACGAAAACAAAGUUAUUCUUCUCUGAAAGCAAGCAAGAGCCUUUGUCUUUCUUCCAGUGGAACAUGUCGAGCUGAGUCGGCACAAAGAGACAAAAUUGUGUACAUAAAGUGUAUUAAUGGAAAAAGUGUGCUUUAUGUUAGUGCCAUUUGCUGAUUUAAGCAAGUUUCAUCUCGUAUUUCAGUGUAGGGACAUUGAUUUUACUGCGAUACACCUCACAUGUUGUAUGCCUUAGUAUAAUGCACUCAUCUAAGGGUUUUUUUUUUUUUUUGUUGUUGUAGAAAUCAAUUUUGUGAUCUUCUGUAGUAGGAGCAAAGCUGCCUUUUCUUUUGUAUCAUAUUAUUUGACAGAUGUUUACAUCCACCAAAACCCCUGGAUUUUAUUUAUUAAAUUAUUUUACAUGUUUUA